CCCGGUCACUAUGCUACUGCUUGGAGCUCUUUCAAAACGGGAACCAUUCAGAAGGGCAUCAGUUGAUAUGUUCAUACUUGCUCCAAUUUUUAAGACUCCUUCAUCCAGGGGUAACUUUGGAGUCAGUUUGCUGUGUGUGAAUCAUUCUCAGCUCAUUUGCACACAACAGUUAGUGUAGCAGCUGUAGGCCUUUAGAAAUGUUCCUCUUUUUUGAAAGGGCUCUGAGCAUUCAUGUAUCCACACCCUCAGUGAGUGGCAGGGCUGUCUUUUUUUAUUUCUGAAACCUUUUUUUUUUUUUUUUUUUUUAAAGUAAAGGAUUUAUUUACUUACAGAAAUCAAGAUGAGUCUUAAAUGGCCCAUCAGAGGGGUAUGUAAAUGUAGCUAAAGCAGGCAUCUACAAGAAUAGGAAACUAUUUUAUAUGCUUUGCCUUACAGCCAUGAACUGUAGGAGUCUCUAGAGAUUGAGGUUUUUUUCAAGGUUAAAAUCAGAAACUGGAGGAACUACUUAACUAUUUCUGUAGGCAUAACUGCACACCUGAUGAAAGAGAGCAGCAUAUUAAACAGCUGCCUGUCACAUACUGUCCGAGAGGUGAUUCUGUCUGCAUUUUGAGGCUGACUUUUUUUUUUUCCCCCCUCUUGUUUAUGCUAAUAGAAAUUUUGGCUUUUCCAGUUUUCUAGGUUUCAGCCAGACUAAUAGGUUUCUACCAGCUGAUACUAAAAACAUUCCUUCAAAGGAUUGUAUGUAUGAUGGAAAUAAAAGGAUGUUGUUGUUCUCCUUUGGUGACCUUUAUUUGAGACUGUGGAAGAGCUUUAUUAGCUUAAGUACACUAUUGAGUAGAAUUGGCUAUAGUAGUAUUAAAUUUUGCGAAUAGGGGCAUGAAACAGAAGAUGAAUGCUUUGAUAAGUAACCUGCCCAAAUAAUUCUCUUUUCAGGAGUUUGCUACAGUUUUCAGUUGAUAACACUAUAAAUUUAGGACAGGGUGGAUGUAGUAAGGAGGCUAAUAUAAACCAGGUGCAAGGAAUGAUUGUUUAGCUGCUGUUUGUAUGAUAAUGGUGCACACAUCCGUUAGAACUGAUGGCAAAAGUUGAAUUGGAAGACCAAAGCUGUGACCAAGACACAUGGGUUGUCAUUGUGAAAAGUCUGCUGCUGGUUAUCUGUUGAUUUAAAGUAAUUUAAUUUCUUGAAUAGUGAUAUGAAGAAUGCUGCUCCUUAUCUGCCUUUACAGCCUAGCAUUUGCAAUUGCUUUCGUUAUUUAAUAAUGAAAAGUUGUUAAACACAAUUUUUUCUGUUCUCCAAGAGUUCUGGUAAUAAAUUGAUAGAAAGUUUAAACUGAACUUCAAAGGUUCAGGUGGAUAUUUAUUCUUUUGGGCAUGCUGCUCUUUGGUAAUAUUUAAUUGCAGAAAAAUCGAACUUUAUUUGAAUGUGCUUAUUGAUUUCUUCGCUUUCUUUCCCCCCCUGACAGCUGGUUUUAAAUGAGUUCAAAAGCUGACUUAAACUUACUGUCUUAUUUAACAUGGAGCACGUCAAAAAACCCAAAACAACAAACCUGAUUGUGUGUACACUAAAGUUUUUUAUUUUUGAAGAACAACAGUUGCCUCCCUCUUCCCCACCCCCCCAGCCUGUUACAGAUUUUUUAAAAUUCUGCUUUAAUUAGUUCUUUUCAUUUAAAGCAUGAAAUCUUUUGAAACUAAAAUUGACAGAAACACACAUAAUAAACACUAGCUGUUUAAAAGCAUGGCUGAUGCUUUUUAUUUUUAUUUUUUUUUCUAAUCUCUACCAAGAUGGAAAACUUGAGGAUCAGUUCAGAAUUCAGACAAAUAUUUUACAUACCACUCUGACCUGUGUAUAAUGGAUCAAAAGUUGACCUCUUAGUCCAAUUCAGUUAUAACAGUGUAGCAGUACUGGAAUGAGUGAAUACUAAUUGUAAUGCUAUAGUAACAUUGAACCUGCCAUUCUCAGGAGAUUCAAGCAGCAAUCCAUCAGGGUGCCUUGGUUCCUCAAGUCACUGGAGAUGUUGGAAAAUAAAAUUGCAGACCAAAAAUGUGCAUUCUGACAUAUUUAGAGUUUCAGGAAGGGAAAUAGACUUGGUGAUGACUGAGCAGCGGUCACAUGUGUUUACUGAAGCAAACUGAGUUUAGUUUGAUUGUAUUUCCUGUUUUCACCAAGAGCUUGAUAAGUGCUCUUAGGUUUUUUGUAAGUGUUUGGUGUAUUGCUGUCUUCAAGAAGAGUGAUUAUCAUUGCUGCCGAAUGCUGGCUGACCGAGCUCUAGCUGUAUAUGUGGAAGGUUGUGUCCUCCCUUUUAAAGAAAAAAUGUUUCCCUAGCUGAUUGGUUAAUUUAAGACUUACAGAACAGCAUCAAAGAAGGCAACUUAUACUUUUGGGCUAGCAUGUGACUGACAAUGACUUCUGAUCCUGAUGGUCCCUUGAGAAAUCCUCUGUGUUUGAAUGUGUGUUAAGGACAAUUGCUGAUGUAUAGUCAAGAUGAGUGGAUUAGGAGAAAAUUCUUUGGACAGCUUGACCAAUGAGUCAAGGAAACGGAAGUCGUUGCCCUGUGAUACGCCAGGACCAGGUCUGAACUGCAGUGGUGAGAAGCGUCGACGUGAGCAGGAAAGUAAAUACAUUGAAGAACUGGCUGAGCUGAUAUCUGCUAAUCUGAGUGACAUUGACAAUUUCAAUGUCAAACCAGACAAAUGUGCAAUUUUAAAGGAAACUGUAAGACAGAUUCGGCAGAUAAAGGAACAAGGAAAAACAGCGUCCAGUGAUGAUGAUGUACAGAAAGCUGACGUAUCUUCUACAGGUCAAGGCGUUAUUGAUAAGGAUUCAUUGGGACCUCUUUUACUUCAGGCAUUGGAUGGCUUCCUGUUUGUUGUAAAUAGAGAUGGGAACAUUGUAUUUGUAUCAGAAAAUGUUACACAAUAUCUACAGUAUAAACAAGAAGAUUUGGUGAAUACAAGUGUCUAUAGCAUCUUGCAUGAAGAGGACCGGAAGGACUUCCUUAAAAACUUACCUAAAGCUGCAGUUAAUGGAGUUGCUUGGACCAAUGAAACGCCUAGGCAGAAGAGCCACACGUUUAAUUGCCGCAUGAUGGUGAAAACUUGUCAUGAUCUUUUGGAAGAUGUAGGUAGCAAUCAAGAUACCCGUCAAAGAUAUGAAACUAUGCAGUGCUUUGCUUUAUCUCAGCCAAGAGCUAUGAUGGAAGAAGGAGAGGAUUUGCAGUCCUGUAUGAUUUGUGUGGCACGUCGUAUCACUACAGUGGAAAGGGUAUUUCCAGCAAACCCAGAAAGCUUCAUUACUAGACAUGACCUUUCAGGAAAACUAAUCAACAUAGAUACAAAUUCAUUGCGAUCAUCCAUGAGACCUGGCUUUGAAGAUAUAAUUCGUCGCUGUAUUCAGAGGUUUUUAUGUCAUAAUGAUGGACAGACCUGGUCAAAUAAACGUCAUUAUCAGGAAGCUUACAUCCAAGGCCAUGCUGAAACUCCCCUGUAUCGGUUUUCCUUAGCAGAUGGUACUAUAGUGACAGCACAAACAAAGAGUAAAUUGUUCCGAAAUCCAGUAACUAAUGACCGCCAUGGAUUUGUCUCUACUCAUUUGCUUCAAAGAGAACAAAACGGAUAUCGACCAAAUCCUAAUCCAGUGGGACAAAGUAUCAGAGCACCUACAGCUGGAAGCACAAAUUCAGUUGGUGCUAUUAUGAAUAUGCCACCAGGUCAAAGCAUGCCAAUACAGAACAGGAACUAUGGCAUGGGAGAUCCCAGUGCAGUAGGUCAGAUGAGCAGCACUAGAUAUGGAGGUCCUGGUAAUAUGGGACCGAUGAACUCUGGACCAGGAAUGCAGUCAUCUCCUUUUCAGAACAACAAUUAUGGGUUAAAUAUGAGUAGCCCACCCCAUGGUAGUCCUGGCUUGACUUCCAGCCAACAGAAUUUGAUGAUUUCCCCUAGGCAUCGAGGGAGUCCAAAAAUGGGUUCACAUCAGUUUUCUCCAGUUGCAGGUAUGCAUUCUCCGAUGGGAUCUGCUACCAACACUAGCAAUAACAGCUUCUCUAGCAGUUCCCUUAGUGCUCUUCAAGCCAUCAGCGAGGGUGUUGGCACUUCCCUUUUAUCAACACUUUCUUCACCAGGACCAAAACUGGAUAAUUCCCCAAAUAUGAAUAUAGCUCAACAAAGUAAAAUGGGCAACCAAGACUCAAAAAGCCCUGUCUUAUAUUGUGAACAGAGUCAAGUGGAGAGUUCCAUGUGUCAGUCAAACAGCAGGGACCUCCUUACUGAUAAAGACAAUAAAGAAGGAAGUCUGGAAGGGUCUGAGAGUCAGAGGGGACCAUCUGAAAGCAAAGGUCACAAAAAGCUCCUUCAGUUACUCACGUGCUCCUCAGAGGAGAGGGGCCAUGCUACAUUAUCAAAUUCACCACUGGACUCUAAUUGUAAAGAAUCUUCCACCAGUGUUACAAGUCCCUCAGGAGUCUCUUCUUCUACAUCUGGAGGCGUAUCUUCCUCAUCAAAUAUGCAUGGGUCCUUGCUUCAAGAGAAGCACAGGAUUUUGCAUAAGUUGUUGCAGAAUGGUAAUUCUCCAGCAGAGGUAGCCAAGAUCACAGCUGAAGCUACUGGUAAAGACACAUACCAUGAGUCUAGCAAUACAACUCCUUGUGGAGAAGGAACUAUCAAACAGGAGCAACUGAGUCCUAAGAAGAAGGAAAACAAUGCUCUACUCAGAUACCUGUUAGACAAGGAUGAUAUAAAGGAUCCCCUUUCAAAAGAUAUUAAACCUAAAGUGGAAAGUCUGGACAACAAAAUGGGACAAUGCAGUAGCUCUUCUAUUUCUACUUCAAAUCAAGAAAAGGAGAUUAAAGUAAAAAUUGAGCCAAGUGAAGAGAUGAGUGGUGACUUGGAUAAUUUGGAUGCAAUUCUGGGUGAUCUGACUAGUUCUGAUUUUUACAGUAAUGCUAAUUCUGCAAAUGGGAGUAAUCUUGGAACAAAACAAGCAAUAUAUCAAGGAAAUGCUCCCCUGGGUAUGAGAAGUCCCCAGUCCAUGCAGGCUACCCGUCCUCCUUUCAACAGAGCCAUGUCAUUAGACAGCCCUAUACCUAUGGGUUCAAGCCCUCCAGUGAGGAGUGUCAAUGCAUUCUCCAUGUUACAAAAGCAAAACAUGAUGGGUGGGAAUUCAAGAAUGAUUGAAAGCCAGGAAAAUUUUGGAGCAAAUAUAGGUGCACCCAACAGAAGUAUGACUAUGAAUCAACACCCAGCAGGUGACUGGGGCUUACCAAACUCAAAGGUUAACAGAUUGGAACCUACAAGCUCCAGUUCAAUGAUGAGACCAGGAGCAGAUUAUAAUACUUCCCUUCCCAGACCAACAAUUGGUAGCUCUGUGCCUGGUUUGCCCAUCCGAUCUAAUAGCAUACCUGGUACAAGACCAAUUCUACAACAGCAGAUGAUUCAUAUGAGGCCCAAUGAGAUUAAUAUGGGUAUGGGAGGGAAUCCUUAUGCACAACCAGGACCAUCUAGCCAGCCAGCAUCGUGGCCCGAUAGCAUGUUAGCCAUAGAGCAAGGAUCUCGAGGUUCACAAAGCAGACAAUUGGUGAGAAGUUCUUUGGAUGAUCUCUUAUGUCCGCCUCCUAAUGUGGAAGGCCAGAAUGAUGAAAGGGCUCUUUUAGAUCAGCUGCACACACUGCUGAGUAACACAGAUGUCACAGGACUGGAGGAAAUAGACAGAGCAUUAGGAAUUCCUGAUCUUGUAAAUCAAAACCUUACUCUCUUUGAACCUUACUCUCUGAAAAUCACUAGCGAGCAUUCCUUAAGCUUGGUACGAAAAGCCCUUGAAAUAUACUUUUAUAAAAAUGCCGGGCAAACUUUGGAACCCAAGCAAGAUACAUUUCAAGGUCAGGAAUCUGCAGUUAUGAUUGAUCAGAAGCCUCCAUUAUAUGGCCAGCCUUAUCAGGGACAGGGGACAGCAGUGCCAGGAGGCUUUAGUAAUAUGCAAGGACAGCAGCCAUCUUUUAAUUCAAUGAUGAAUCAGAUAAGCCAUCAGAGCAAUUUUCCACUCCCAAACGUGCAUCCUAGAGCAAGUGUGAUGAGACCCCGAACCAAUACACCAAAGCAACUCCGAAUGCAGCUCCAGCAGAGGCUUCAGGGGCAGCAGUUUAUGAAUCAGACUCGUCAAGCACUUGAGAUGAAAAUGGAGAAUCCAGGUGCUACUGUUGCCCCAGUGAUGAGGCCAGUUAUGCAGCCACAAGUGGGAUCACAGCAGCAAGGUUUUCUUAAUGCUCAGAUGAUGGCUCAGCGCAACAGGGAGCUAUUAAGUCAUCAUAUCAGACAGCAGAGGAUGGCAAUGAUAAUGCAACAGCAGCAGCAACAGCAACAACCUCAGGCCUUCAGUCCCCCACCAAAUGUGACUGCCUCAGGAAGCAUGGAUAGUGCUUUGGCAGGUCCCCCGAUGGCUCAAGUUCCUCCACAGCAAUUCCCAUAUCCACCUAAUUACGGAAUAAACCAACAACCAGAUCCUGCAUUUAGUAGGGUUUCAAGCCCUCCCAACCCAAUGAUGUCAUCAAGAAUUGGACCCUCUCAAAAUCCCAUGAUGCAGCACCCUCAAACAGCACCAAUGUACCAAUCCCCUGAAAUGAAGGGCUGGCCAUCAGGAACCAUGGCCAGGAGCAGUUCUUUUUCACAGCAGCAGUUUAGCCAUCAGGGGACCCCUGCAACUUACAAUAUGAUGCACAUGAAUGGUACCGGUGGCCAUAUUGGACAAAUGAACCUUAAUACCAUGCCUAUGUCAGGGAUGCCUAUGGGUCCAGACCAGAAAUACUGUUGACAUCUAAAACCACAAUCUCCGAAUGAGAAUGCGCGACAUUAACAAUGCACUAGUAUUAUAAAGAAAAGCAACGUAUUCCUCAUGGCAACUAGUACUGGCCUUAUGGAAAUAACUGAUUUUUUUUUCAGCUGAUCACCAAGAUGUCCGAAGUGACUUCACGCAAAAACCUUUUUUUAGUAGUAGCAGAGUCUCUGUAUUACUGUAUAUGGUGGUGUAUAAAACAAUGGUCAUAAAUAAAUAUUUUUGGCACUCUGCCUCUAGAAAUGUGAAUUUGGAAAUGGCAUUUUAGUAAAUAUGAUGGGGUAGACUCCUUAUAUACCACUUCUAUUUACUGUAGCUAUCCAAAGCCCUUUAACUACAGGCAGACCAAAGUGCCUGGAGAAGGUCAUGGUGCAUAAGAAUUCUGAUUUCUCUAGUAAGAAUAUCUGACAGAGAAUGUAGUUCCUAGCCUUGACUCUUGUAUUAAUUCCUGAAUAUAAAUGCUGCUUUUAACCUCUUACCCCCAGGAGUCAGGAUUUCCCCAAGCAAAGUGGCAAUACAAAAUGAAUUGGCCCAUACUGUUCCAAAAUCUUUCCUGUUGAUGACAAGGGGUUACAGAAAAUAAAUUAAAAUUAUUUAAACACAAUUGCGACUAAUAUUUACAUAUUGAUGUGCAGUUGAGUGCACUUUAUAAAAGGCUAUGUAAUGGAUUAAUGCAAUAUCUUUGAUAAGGAUUUAAUAAAUACGAGGUUAGGGUGUACUCUUGUUCUUAAACACAAUCUUUUAAGAAUUGUUAAUUGAAAAGACUGCAAAAUUAAUGUUUUCUGUUUAUGGAAAUUAGAGCAAUAAUCUUUCAUCUUUUUAAAAAUGAACUUCAGAAAACUCAAGGCAAGGCACUGCAGUCUAAAUCAGAAUUUUGCAGUCUUUUUUGUGAAUAAAUUUUGUAAAUAUGAUCUUUAAGAUAUUGUAUUAUAUGUAUGACUUUUGUAGGUCACUAACUCAUUUUUGCAGAGUUUGUGAAGCUAAAUAUUUAACAAAGUUGAUUUCUGUAAACUCAGCUUAGUUGAGGUCCAAAUAGAAGACCUUUUAACUUUUUUUUAAUUUAAUGACCUGGAGUGGGUAACUAGCUCAAAUAUUUUCCUCCUUUGGUCCUUGAUGCUUCAUUUAUUUUACAUCCUUAACAUAUAGCUUUUUAAAAAGAUCCUUUGCUUAGGGUUAAGCAGUUGGUUAAUGCUUUCUUCACUUUUAAGUGAGCACUUUGUUACAUUUCUUUUUUUAUAUAGGGCGAUUGGACAAAACUCUCUGGAUUUUAAAUUGUCAUGACUUGUCGCAACAGUUUGUGUGUGCGCAUGUGUGUGUGCAUACAUGUGUGUAAUGUUGCCUUUUUAGUUAAUAAAUCUGUACUGUAGGAUGUUUUGUUAAUUGGAACCCUAAAUGUUCUUCUAAAGAAAUUGGUCUGUUGUGAAGAAUGUUGUUAUUAUUUUUCCACCAUCACAUUUUAUGGCAAAAAUAUGUUUUAGUUGUUACAUGACAUCCAGAAAACCUUUGAGAAAGAUAUUAAGCCACAUUUUUAAAUAAUGUCUGCACCUCAUUGAUUCUUUUUCUAUUAGUAACGAAUGUAUUUUAUAAACAAAUAUCAGUAUUCACAAGUGUUUGGUUACAAAUCUCUUCAUCUGAUUUGUUGACAGGUUUUUUGUUGUGGUUUGUUUUUUUUUUUUGAUUCUAUAAAAGCAAAGGUCCUACUGCAGUUUUUCCAGUUUAAACAGAUACAACAAUGAUUCAACCUGGUAACUUCCUUAAGGAGGUGAACCAGAAAUUAAGACAUGGUGCUUUAUGUUCUACUGUUCACUGUGUAAAGGAAAAAACCCGAACUUCUCCUGAGUGAAUGAAAAUCAGUGUUUUUGAUUAUUUCUUCUUGGUACUGUAAGGUGAAGUCAUGUUUUGUUUUACAGAAACUUGAAUGAACUUCCAUGAUCUUCCAUUUUAAUGGAAAUAAUUUUCAGUGCAAAAAUUCAGCUAACUUUCAUCCCGAAGAUGUAGCUACAGUCCUGUAGCUUCCACAGGUCGUGUAGAACAUAAGAAUCUACUCCUUAUGGAAUCCAGUCUCUGCAACUGGCACUGAGAAUAUACAUUUGGAGAAAAUUUAAGUUGUUUCAAGCCCUUAGUCUGGGUCACCUGUGUUGUAACGCAUGAUAUUUAAAGGCCUUAGGAAUUGUUCCCUCCGUGCCAUCCUUCCCUCCAUCCUCUUUUUUAUUUGUUUUUUGCUUACUGGUGGAGUCAGUGCAACCCACUGGAGUUGAAAGGCAAUUAUUCUUUUGCUUUUUUAAUUAAGUCAGAAUAGAACAAUUUUUACAUUUUGUCAUUGUUCAUUAUAUUGAUGGAAACUGCAAACCCUGAGUGCUUUGACUAGGUAAGAUCUUUAAGAUAUGUGAUACUGUAUACAUUGUGCCCCUUUUAACUUUUUUUUGAGUGAUUCUAUUUAUACUUCUAAAACGUGGUACCUGACGGAUGUUGCAAAGGAUCCUCGUUUCCUCAUCCACUUUUAGAAUGUUGAAUUUUUCCAAUAUCUACUUUUUGCUGAAUCCAAAGAUUUUGUUUUAGUUCAAACUUGAUAAAAAUAAAGCCUUUUUAAACUUUUUGAAUUAGCAUUAUUGAGACCUUUCAUAGCAACACUGAUUCUAAAUAAGACAUCUAGAUUGAAAAGUGUAUUUACAGCCAUAAACAAAAUGAUCCAUACAAUAUGUUUGAGUUUGGUGUCUCCAGCUGUUUUCUUCUACAGCAUAGUUUUCUGAACGUUUAAAGAAAAGCUGUAUAACUUAUUUUCAACAAUAAGAGACCAGUUUGAUACUACAACCAUCUCCUGCUCACGCUGCAUAGCAUAAAGUCUUGCUACAUGCCUAUCAGUUUUUUCCUUUUGAUUAUAUCAACGAUGUUUUAUAAAAUUCAUAAACUUAAUUGCUUUUAUCCAGUCUUAGUCUAAUUUUGUGGUUUUUAAAAUAAAAAAAAAUCAAGAGCAUUUGUUCAGUUAUAAGAAAAAACUAUUUGAAUGUUUUACCAAUUAGCGCGCACAUUUUUAUUUUGGAUUUAAAUGCAGAUUGUCAGAAUGAUACAGCAUUUAUGAAAUCAUGUAAUUCUGAGAGCAAUAUUUUUUUUUUAAAAAUUCUCAGGCAAAGGCAUACAGUAUUGAGAAUUGCAUUUAAAUUUAGUUUACAUUAAGUAUUGCUAGAAAUUAUCUGCAUCUCUACAUUGCAAAAAACAGGUGGGCUGAUUUUAUAAAAGGGUUGGUUGUAAGGUAUUACUGCUCUUCUGAUAUUUGUGUUUCAAUGUUAAUAAUAAUGUAAAUAAAGGUUUCUAUUUAAAA
This is a messenger RNA of Alligator sinensis (Chinese alligator), 10139 nucleotides long. It is a transcript of the gene NCOA3, whose product is annotated as nuclear receptor coactivator 3. The record is from RefSeq and is a predicted model, not a curated record. Gene Ontology annotation, molecular function: protein dimerization activity; nuclear receptor binding. Gene Ontology annotation, cellular component: nucleus. Gene Ontology annotation, biological process: cellular response to hormone stimulus; positive regulation of transcription by RNA polymerase II. The coding region runs from base 2483 to 6799 and encodes 1438 amino acids. NCBI's taxonomy places the organism in Eukaryota, Metazoa, Chordata, Crocodylia, Alligatoridae. The transcript has 25 exons.